CUUUGACCCGGCUGAGGAAGGCAGGCGUCUCGGACAUAAAACAAGAGCCUGGCUCUUGCCAGGUUAUCAGAAUUGCACUGAAGCUGCAGAAGGACGGCGCUUCGACCGCCUGAAAUCUAGUGGAGUGGAAAUCCUGCUACUAGAGGUUUAAAGAAGAGUCCACGCCGAGACUGGUAGGUGGGGCAGAGACCAGGAGCCGCUGGUCCCCCACCCACGUGUGGUGGGUCAGAAUCGGGGAGGAUAGCUCGGCUGCAGAGGUCUUCCCAGAGGAGUGAGGGGUCGCAGCCCCGCACCAGGCCCCCAGCCCAGGGUUCCAGUGUCUGGAAGAGAAGUCCCCAUAACUUCCGGCUGCAAAAACCAGCGGGACUUGGAGGCUGAGGGGGACUGAAACGCUGCCGGAAUCGCGGGCUGUGCCCCUUAAAGGGCCGGCGCUCGGACUUAAUCGGACUCGCUAGCUCUGAGUUCCAGCGCCGGGAGAGCAGCUCAAAGGGCGCCAGGGACAAGUGAGAAGGAACUGAAUUAUCUGGCGUCAGGACGAGAGCUGGGGCCGGGAAGCUCUCUCUCAGACAAAAGUGCUGGCGGACGCCAUUGUUCUUUGAUGAGCCCUUCCUCCACAGAGCUGGCUGGCGGGCGCCAUAUCUGAUUCUCCGCCCCACCCAAUUUCUGGCCUACCCAAACCGUUUGCUGUGGCUUUGCCAUAAGAAUGGUCUCUCUUCACUAAAGACUUUGCUAAAAUCUCUCAAAGGAGCAGCAGCUGGCCGCAGCGUGCCUCGUUCCUCUUGCUACUUGGCCCCAGGCCCAGCACUAGCUGCAGCUAGCUGUGGUUUGCAGCUCGGCCUCUCCUGGGUACCUCCCAGCCCAGCCCAGCCCAAAUACCAGCCAUCUGCACAUUGCUUUGCAGCUCUAGUCCGGUGCACUUAGGAAGAACACAGGUAGCCGUUGACUUUGGCCUGCAUCUCCCAGGAGGCCCCAGAGCCAGUGCACCCAGUGGACAGCUUCAGAUCACGUCAAAGCACACCUUAACCUCCUCCACGGGGGACAUGCUCAAGGGGUGAACUGAGUGGGCAGCAGAGCCCUGCUGAAGGAGGUCCUACUCUGUCAGUGGGGCCCCUGCACAGCUGGUCUUAUUUGGUGGUGGCAGGCAGUCCUUGCAGCCAACUGGCCUGGGUGUAAACUCCCCCCUUUCACGUGCCACCAGCAAGCAAGGCUCCACUGCAACAGGAGAGUGUGCACCUGGAGUGCCCAGCUUGGGUGACUGGGGAGGCUGAGCCACUGGAGCCUGCAGGACACCUGCUGCCUUAGGCCACUCUCCCAAGCCCAGGAGACAAGCAGCUCUACCUGAUACUUGGAACCAAACACAGGGCAGCUGCCAACUUGAGGAAACAAACAUGAGUGAAAGAAAAGAAGAGAACAAAGCUCUGGAAAAAGAACUCAACAAAAUGGAGACAAGAAAUUUACUAGAUGCAGAGUUCAAAACACUGGUUAUAAGUAUGCUCAAUGAACUGAGGGGGAGAGUAGAUGAACUCAGAGAGAAUUUCAAUAGCAUAAAAAAGGACAUGGAAGCAAUGAAAAAGACUCAGAACACAGUGUCCCCUGGUCAGGGCCUGGUGCCAACUGUGCAGUCUGGGGCUCCGCCCUCAGAAGACACAAUGGCUCAAGAAGGGGUGAGUGGCCCUUCCCCGGGCCAGUUAGGGGUCUUGGCCCUCGGUGGGCAGCAAUUGGCCUCGAACAAACCCAUGGUCUGGAAUGGGGUCCUUGAGUGGCACAAGAAGCCCAAACCUGGCUAUGUGGACCCCAGCUCCAGGGUGAUGCGGUCAUUGCCUUGCCAGGUUUUCGUGAAGCACAGUGAGAACUUGAAAACAGAGCUGUGGCCCCAGAAGCUAUACAUGCAUCUGUUUCCGCAGCAACUGCUGGCUACACUGGGCCCUGUGUUCCGCAACUCAAGGAUGGUCCAGUUCCAUUUCACCGAGAAGGACCUGGAGUGCCACCGAGACCUCUACCGUGUCUUGCGCAAUGGUUUUGUGGGCUGUGUGCACUUCCCCCGCACGGCCCCCUGUGAAGUGCGAGUGCUUAUGCUCCAGUAUUCAUCCAAGAAGAGGAUCUUUGUGGGUGUCAUCCCCAACGACCAGAAGGCCUUUGUCACUGGUCUUCGUCAGGCCAUCAUCAACUACAAGCAGGUUCAGCAGCAGAAGCUGGAGCAGCAGAGCGGGAUGGGGGCGUAGACGGCACCCUGCCCCGUGCUGGGGCCCAUUCUGGAGGACCAGGCCAGGACCUUGCAGAAUGUGCUCAGGCACUGCCUAAGACCCUCCUGGAGCAGCUGCACAAACCUGGACCUGUCCCUCCCUGGACCUGCCUUUGGGCCCCAGAACCAACUAACUGCGGAGCCUCCUCUUCACCCCAUUGCUGCCCCAGAUCAGAGUGCCCCCACCACAGGCCUCCCUCCCCCAUCUCUGCCAGCAGGGGCUUCUACAUUGCUGCCCCCAUUGCACCUGGGCCUGCUCCAUUUGGAGGGAGUCAGGGUGAGUGGGUUCCUGAUCCCCAAGCUUAGCAGCACCUGACCUUGUAGUAGAGCCCACCAGGAAGCUGUCCAGGCCAGGCCUGGGUGGGCAGUGGAUGCAGGAGCGGGCCACAGCUGGGUGGUUUGUACUGUCAAAACUCAUAGAACUGUAUAGCAAAGAAGGUAAAGUUGACUGUAAAUUUUAAAAGAAAAAUGUAUAAAGCACUUAAAAAAGAAUCCUGAUGGUGGAAAAGCACUGUCGGGUAUCGAGAACAAUCCUUGCAAAGACCUGGAGUGGGAAGUGCUUUUUCUGGGGGUCUACCUUACCCUCACUGGUCUUGGGCCACCAGACAUUCACUGCUGGCCAGGUGUAGGGGCCGGGCCAUAGCCUGCAGGAGCCCCGGAACCUGCCCACCUCGUGGCCAUGUAGCACUGACUUCCUGUUACUCUGGACUCAAUUGAGGGCACCAGCCCAGACUGCAGAGCAGUGAAGAAGCACACGUGUGUCUCAUCGUGCCAAUGUGAUAAAAAAAAAAAGUCUUUGCAAACAGGUGGCACAAGUAUUAGCAGAAUAUGUGCACCACCCUUCAGCUCAUGUGGUUUACCUUCCACAAAUGGGCUGGGGGAUGAUGGUGGUCACCCCUAUGUGGGGACCCAGCUGAGUACCCCACAGGCAGUUUUGGGGACGCAGUGUCUAGACUCCAACCAAGUGGUCACCCCCUUUUUCUCCCUGGCAUGUGUCCCAGGACUUGGGGGUCCAAGGAUUCCCUAGUACCAAAAGGACUCUGCCUCUGUUUUCCCUGCUUCCAGUGCAGGGACAAACCAAAGCCACUGGGGGAUGGCUGAGACCCCUCCACACUGGGUCUCUCGGCUGCCGGGCAAGGCCAGGACUGGGAGCUGGGUGUCACUGGCCAGAGUGGGAGCCCAGGCUGGGCUGUCCCUUACUGAACCCUCCCCCUCCUCCCUCUUUCUUCCUUUCCCUUCCCCCUCUCUCCUCUCCUUUUUCUUCCUAGUUCCUGCAGAAUAGUUUUUAAAUUACUUAAAUUUUUGAGUAGGAAAUAGAACAUAACUCAGCUAUUUUUUUGGCUGUUUAAAGGUAUAUAGUGGAAAGUCUUCAUCCCAGAAAAAUAACAAAUUCCCAAAUUGAGCAACAUUCUAUAAAAUCCCUGAUGUGUCCUUAAAAAUUGUCAAGGUCAUCCAAACAAGGAAAGCCUGAGUGUCACAGCAGAGGGAGCCCAGGGAGAUGUGACCACUCCGUGUGAUGUGGCCCUAGAGCACACAAAGGGCAUUUGGGGAAAAUAAGGAAAAUCUGAGGAUGGACUUAAGUCAGUGACCUGUCAAAGCUGGUUCAUCGUCACAAAGGUACCACACUCACCAAGAUGUUGAUAAGGGAGCCUGCGGGUGGGCUUUAUGGGAAUUCUACUUUGCAGUUUCUCUGUUAGUCUGUUAAAGUAAUAAAGUUUAUUUUAAAAGUCUUCA
Molecule: messenger RNA, 3976 nt
Organism: Artibeus jamaicensis (Jamaican fruit-eating bat)
Lineage: Eukaryota; Metazoa; Chordata; Mammalia; Chiroptera; Phyllostomidae
Product: mediator of RNA polymerase II transcription subunit 25-like
Exons: 1
Coding region: 1389-2222 (277 amino acids)
Biological process (GO): positive regulation of transcription by RNA polymerase II
Cellular component (GO): transcription regulator complex; mediator complex
Source: RefSeq, a predicted model, not a curated record